This is a messenger RNA of Leptonychotes weddellii (Weddell seal), 1317 nucleotides long. The record is from RefSeq and is a predicted model, not a curated record. Lineage: Eukaryota; Metazoa; Chordata; Mammalia; Carnivora; Phocidae.
AUGGUGGAUAUUAUUUUUCAUUAUCCUUUUCUGGGUGCUAUGGGGGAUCAUUCCAAGAAGAAGCCCGGGACCGCCAUGUGCGUGGGCUGCGGGAGUCAGAUCCACGACCAGUUUAUCCUGCGGGUGUCGCCCGACCUGGAGUGGCACGCCGCCUGCCUCAAGUGCGCCGAGUGCAGCCAGUACCUGGACGAGACGUGCACGUGCUUCGUGAGAGACGGGAAGACCUACUGCAAGCGGGACUAUGUCAGGCUGUUCGGCAUCAAGUGCGCCAAGUGCCAGGUGGGCUUCAGCAGCAGCGACCUGGUGAUGCGGGCGCGGGACAGUGUGUAUCACAUCGAGUGCUUCCGCUGCUCCGUGUGCAGCCGCCAGCUGCUGCCCGGCGACGAGUUCUCGCUGCGGGAGCACGAGCUGCUCUGCCGCGCCGACCACGGCCUCCUGCUGGAGCGCGCCGCGGCCGGCAGCCACAGACCUGAAGCACCAGGCUCUACACCAGGCUGAGCCUCUGGUCCCCCUGUCCUCGCAGACCCCGGGUCGGGCCGGCAGCCCUCGCUGCGCGCGCACGUGCACAAACAGACGGAGAAGACAACCCGCGUGCGGACGGUGCUCAACGAGAAGCAGCUGCACACUCUGCGGACCUGCUAUGCCGCCAACCCGCGGCCCGACGCGCUCAUGAAGGAGCAGCUGGUGGAGAUGACCGGCCUGAGCCCACGGGUCAUCCGCGUCUGGUUCCAGAACAAGCGUUGCAAGGACAAGAAGAAAUCCAUCCUCAUGAAGCAGCUGCAGCAGCAGCAGCACAACGACAAGACGAGCCUCCAGGGAUUGACCGGGACGCCCCUCGUGGCGGGCAGCCCCAUCCGUCACGAGAGCGCUGUGCAGGGCAGCGCAGUCGAGGUGCAGACGUACCAGCCACCGUGGAAAGCCCUCAGCGAGUUUGCCCUCCAGAGUGACCUGGACCAACCCGCCUUCCAGCAGCUGGUCUCCUUCUCUGAGUCUGGCUCGCUAGGCAACUCCUCCGGCAGCGAUGUGACCUCCCUGUCCUCGCAGCUCCCGGACACCCCCAACAGCAUGGUGCCGAGUCCCGUGGAGACGUGAGAGGACCCCAUCCUCUCCAGCCCGCGGACCUCGCAUGCUCCCUGCAUGAGAUUCACCCAUGCUCAAGCCAUUCCAGCUCCGAAAACUUUCUCUCGCCUUUGUAAUUAUUAUUAUUGUUAUUUAAAGAGAGAGGACAGAGAAGCGGUCAGGACAGCCCAAAGCUCCAGGAUACAACCUGCUUUCACCAGACCGGAGAGCCCUGCUCCAAGAACUUUUAUUUUUUCA